Messenger RNA from Brassica napus (rape), 3164 nucleotides. Its product is annotated as notchless protein homolog. The transcript has 6 exons. The record is from RefSeq and is a predicted model, not a curated record. Gene Ontology annotation, molecular function: protein binding. Bases 747 to 1451 code for a protein of 234 amino acids. Lineage: Eukaryota; Viridiplantae; Streptophyta; Magnoliopsida; Brassicales; Brassicaceae. Gene Ontology annotation, biological process: ribosomal large subunit assembly. Gene Ontology annotation, cellular component: nucleolus.
UUCAACUAUUUCAUCAAACAUCUUAUCGACAUGAAACAACUUAUGAUAUAGAUUAUGAUUUCUCAACCUUAAUCUAGCAUUUAAAUACACCAAUAAAUUAAAGAUCGUAUAGACUAAGCACACAGCAUCAUAUAUCAAGCACUAAUCACCCUUAGAGCAUCAUUAUCGCAGUAUACAACUCAAGUUUCUUAGCAUUAAUUGAAUUAAAAAAAAAGAAAAUUGGAUUAAUUAAGAGGAGACGUAUCUUAAUUACGGGAAGGAAGAGACCGUGUCUUGAGACACGUGUUGUGUUGUGGGUGUUCAGAAGCAAACCCGUCUCUCUCCCUUCUUCGAUUUCGUCGACGACUCCUACUGCGAUCUCCUCACAGAGCCGCCGAUGGAGUCCAGCGAGUCUUGUAACGAGUGGAGGAUGGAGACUGGGUCGGCUUGUAAGAGGGAAGCGAGUUCUGUGACUUUGAGGUCGGUGUAGAGUGUGUAGCCGAGGAAGGAUUGGCUUUUGAUCGAUUCAUGUGGACUUCGUGAGAUUGGCUUUUGAUCGAUUCAAUUCGAUUCUCUCGAUCUGUUUCUCGCCAUCUGUGUGUGUGUGUUUGGUUCCAUAGAUAAUUUUGGAAUCGAAUGUUUCCGAAGGGAAAGCAGAGUUGCAGAAAUUGAAAAACAGAGAAGAAGGUCAUGAUGGUGAGAUUCUCUGUGUUUCGUUUAGCCCUGACGGUAAGCAACUAGCAAGUGGUUCAGGUGAUACAACGGUUAUGCUUUGGGAUCUCGACACUGAAACUCCAAUGUUUACAUGCAAAGGGUACGAGCAUCAUAUUCUCGCAGUUGCAUGGUCACCAGAUGCAAAGUGUCUUGUGAGCGGUGAUAGAAAUGGAAAAGUCUGUGGUUGGGAUCCAAGCAAAGGAGAAUUACAGGGCAAAGCACUUGCAGGUCACAAGAAAUGGAUUUGUGGUAUCGCGUGGGAACCAGCUCAUCUUAGUUAUCCAAGCAGGAGAUUUGUGACUUGUGGCAAAGAUGGAGAUGCAAGGAUCUGGGACUUUGCACUUAAGAGAACUCUUACUGUCCUCAGUGGACACACACAAGCUGUGACCUGUAUCAAAUGGAAUCCUCAAACAUAUAUUGAGAGGCCAUGCCGGGUGGGUGUGAACUCCCUUUCAUUGAGUACAGAAUAUUAUGUUCUUCUGAGAGGAGCUUUUGACCACACUAGACAAGUAACAUGUUCAGAUGAAAUGAAAAAGAUUACACUUGAAAGAUACAUCAAAGCAAACGGGAAAGUAGAUUCUCCUGAAAGAUUAGUGUCUGGUUCUGAUGAUUUUACGAUAAUCCUUUGGGAACCAUCCGUUAGCUUACAAGGGAAAGGUUACAAGACGUUUCAAGCAUCACUACCACUAUGUUCGUUUCUACAUCCUCAUAGACUUUGUCUUCGAUCGUUUCCUUUAGAAACUUGUAUGUUUUUGUAAGUAGUAUUCACAUGUCUUAGAAACUUGUAUAAAUGAAACUAGUAUUACUUAAUAAAAAGUUUAAGUUUAAUAAGGAAAAUAAAAAAAAAGUUGGUGUUUAAUUAAAUUUUUUUUUUUAAGAACCCUUAAUAAGAGACUUGCAAUGGAGCACAUAAAUUUGCGGAUCUCUUAAUCCAGUCUCUUAAUUCAUUUUUACAAUUAAAUACUAAAUAAGAGACCCAUUUAAAGUCUCUAGGAUAAUGUUGCUCUUAUUUACCAAACUCAAAGCUCAAAAAGGUUAUACUCACUAAUCUUUAUGAAACAACCUAAACCAUGAUAGAUUAAUGGAUAAUUAAGAGAUUAGAAAGAUAAAAACAAGAUUAACAAAAUAAAUCCUUUAACACAAUCAAGAUUCACAAACAUCCAAGUUUAUCUACAUAAGAAAUAAAAAAAAACUAAGAUAGAUUUAUGCCUAGGUAGCUUCGAGUUUUCAUUUCUCUAAAAUGCUUUUUAUAGGUCUUAAAACAAGAUGGGUUGAUCCAAAAACCCUGGAUUAACCCAUAUAAAUAUGAGUAAACUGGCCAACUGCUGAUUUGCAACGUAGCGGCAUGGGUAUUGGUCGCUACAGCUUCCUUUUGUAGUGUCAUGCGUAUAGGCCGCUAUGCCCCAUGUCUAAUUUGGUCUUCACUUCUGAGUCGCCAUAGCGGUUGGGCUUUGGCCGCUAGGUGCAGGAUACUAUUCCCCCCCUAGUUUUUGUACGAGCAUUUUGUAUUUCUGUAGCAGCCUGAGUAUAUGCCGCUAGGCACACCACUACAGACCACAUUCAUAAUGGCUUGUGUAUAGGCCGCUAGUCUUGGCCUAUACGAGAUUCCAGACUCCAAAAUCUCUGUUUUGCUUGUUUUCCUUUUCCAAAUGCCUCCAGUCACCUAAGUACCUGUUUCAAAGGAUCCACAAUGAAAAUGUACAUGCAAGGACACUAAAUACACCUAGAUGUAUGCUAAAUGAAUGAUAUAUAUGAGAAAUGAGGAAGCUAAAACCAUGAAAAUAUCAAUACAUCAAACCGCUUUUGUCUGUUUGUUGGGAGCAUGAUCGGAGUCCCUCCAUUUCAGGCCUCCACAAUACCUCCUGAACCUGCAACUCCAAGGUUCAGUAUCUCAGAGGCUUAAAAGCUAUAUAGCUUCGUUUUGGCCUUCAAUUGGUGAAGCUACUUUCAAUGGUCAGAAACAAAAGAACGAGCAGAUGAUGCUUCUGGGAAAGUUAUUCCGCAACUUCCGGUUGAGAAUUUCCACCUUUGACUCUCAAAGCAGGUGGUAGUCUUUGGUUUUGAUGGGCAACGAAAAACUUUUUCCAGGCUGCUGAAUGGAAUUACCGACUCGAGGGUACGCCUUAGGUGAAAAAUCCAAGAACGGGCUCCGAGAAUAAGGAAGAAUACAUUUUGGCGAUCCCGCCUGGAUGACUCAUUCAUAUUGUAUUGAUUAAGUUAUGGGGCCAGUAAUAUAAGAGAAUUUGUCUUAAGCUAAGUGUCUCUUUCUUCUUGUUCCAUAUUCCUCAUAAACACUCGCAAAUGGGUUAUUCAUUGGGGAGUGUGGUAUAUUGAUAUUGUCUCGGCCACGCCCGGGCUUGACCCCAUACACGUGAAACAAUCAUAUGGGGCCCAUGAUUUAUCAAAAAAAAACAAGGUCAACUUUUUCUAUUGUUAUUAAUUAAAUGGAUCAAUGUGUAUUGUGGAAAAUU